Messenger RNA from Eptesicus fuscus (big brown bat), 3298 nucleotides. It is a transcript of the gene ZNF628, whose product is annotated as zinc finger protein 628. NCBI's taxonomy places the organism in Eukaryota, Metazoa, Chordata, Mammalia, Chiroptera, Vespertilionidae. Gene Ontology annotation, biological process: regulation of transcription by RNA polymerase II. Gene Ontology annotation, molecular function: DNA-binding transcription factor activity, RNA polymerase II-specific; RNA polymerase II cis-regulatory region sequence-specific DNA binding. The record is from RefSeq and is a predicted model, not a curated record. The transcript has 2 exons. Bases 69 to 3200 code for a protein of 1043 amino acids.
CUUCCCGUCGGCCCCCGCGGGAGGUCUCUGGGUCUCCGCUCGUUCCCCGGGUCCGGACCGCAGGUGUGAUGGUCGGCUCCCACGCUGACAUGGCGCCGGCCUCCACCGCCGAGGGCGCCGGGGAGAAGCCGGGCCCCGCCGCCCCGGCCGCGGCCGCCCAGUACGAGUGCGGGGAAUGCGGCAAGUCCUUCCGCUGGUCCUCGCGGCUCCUGCACCACCAGCGCACGCACACGGGCGAGCGGCCCUACAAGUGCCCCGACUGCCCCAAGGCCUUCAAGGGCUCGUCGGCCCUGCUCUACCACCAGCGGGGCCACACGGGCGAGCGGCCCUACCAGUGCCCCGACUGCCCCAAGGCCUUCAAGCGCUCGUCGCUGCUGCAGAUCCACCGCAGCGUGCACACGGGCCUGCGCGCCUUCACCUGCGGCCAGUGCGGCCAGGCCUUCAAGUGGUCCUCGCACUACCAGUACCACCUGCGCCAGCACACGGGCGAGCGGCCCUACCCGUGCCCCGACUGCCCCAAGGCCUUCAAGAACUCGUCCAGCCUGCGGCGCCACCGCCACGUGCACACGGGCGAGCGGCCCUACACCUGCGGCGUGUGCGGCAAGAGCUUCACGCAGAGCACCAACCUGCGGCAGCACCAGCGCGUGCACACGGGCGAGCGGCCCUUCCGCUGCCCGCUGUGCCCCAAGACCUUCACGCACUCCUCCAACCUGCAGCUGCACCAGCGCACCCACGGGGCCGCCCCCGCCGCGGCGCCCGCCCCCGCGCCCCCGCCGGCCAAGGUCUUCCCGGACACCUACCUGCAGCCGCCCCUGCACGCCCCCAGCCCGCCCGCGCCCCCGCCGCCCGCGCCGCCGCCGCCCGUGGUGCCCGAGCUCUUCCUGGCCGCGGCCGAGACCACGGUGGAGCUGGUGUACCGCUGCGACGGCUGCGAGCUGGGCUUCGGCAGCGAGGACCUGCUGCUGGAGCACCAGCCCUGCCCGGGGCCCGAGGCGGCGCCCGCGCCCCCGGACGCACCCCCAGAGACGCCCAAGGCGGCCCCACCGGCGGCAGCCCCGCAACCGCAGCCCCCUCCUGCCGCCGCCACCCCCAGCUUCGCCUGCCUGCCCUGUGGGAAGUCCUUCCGGACGGUGGCCGGGCUCUCCCGCCACCAGCACAGCCACGGGGCGGCGGGCGGCCAAGCCUUCCGCUGCGGCAGCUGCGACGGCGCCUUCCCGCAGCUGGCCAGCCUCCUGGCGCACCAGCAGUGCCACGUGGAGGAGGCGGCGGCGGGGCGCCCGCCCCCACAGGCCGAGGCCGCCGAGGUCACCUGCCCGCAGGAGCCGCUGGCCCCUGCCACGCCCGCCCCGCAGCCACCCGCCCCGGCGCCCGCGCCCGCCUCCACCGAGCGGCCCUACAAGUGUGCCGAGUGCGGCAAGGCCUUCAAGGGCUCCUCGGGGCUGCGCUACCACCUCCGGGACCACACGGGCGAGCGGCCCUACCAGUGCGGCGAGUGCGGCAAGGCCUUCAAGCGCUCCUCGCUGCUGGCCAUCCACCAGCGCGUGCACACAGGCCUGCGCGCCUUCACCUGCGGCCAGUGCGGCCUCACCUUCAAGUGGUCCUCGCACUACCAGUACCACCUGCGGCUGCACACCGGCGAGCGGCCCUACGCGUGCGGGGAGUGCGGCAAGGCCUUCCGCAACACCUCGUGCCUGCGGCGCCACCGCCACGUGCACACGGGCGAGCGGCCGCACUCCUGCGGCGUGUGCGGCAAGAGCUUCGCGCAGACCUCCAACCUGCGGCAGCACCAGCGCGUGCACACGGGCGAGCGGCCCUUCCGCUGCCCGCUGUGCCCCAAGACCUUCACGCACUCCUCCAACCUGCUGCUGCACCAGCGCACCCACUCGGCCGAGCGCCCCUUCUCCUGCCCCGUCUGCAGCCGCAGCUUCGUCAUGGCCGCCUACCUGCAGCGGCACCUGAGGACGCAUGCCCCGCCCGCCCCCGCCGCCCCCGCCGCCGGCCCCCCAGCCCCCGCCCCUCUGGCUGCUGCUCCAGCCCCACCGGCCACCCAGGAUGUGCACGUGCUCCCCCACCUCCAGGCCACACUCUCCCUAGAGGUGGCGGGGGGCCCGGGCCAGGCCCCGCCCCUGGGCCCAGCAGCCCCCAACUCCCAGACGUUCCUCCUGGUGCAGACCGCCCAGGGCCUGCAGCUCAUCCCCAGCAGUGUGCAGCCCCCCACGCCCCCGCCCCCGCCCCCGCCCCCCAAGCUCAUUCUGUUGCCCUCCUCCAGUACGGGGGCUGGGGGUGGCCAGGCACGGCAGGGCCUGCGGGCAGUGGGGAAGGCCGGGCAGGGGCCUGGGGUAGUCUGGCUGCCCGGCCCUGGGGGGCUGGGGGUGCAAGGAGGGGGCAACGUGGGGGCUAACGGGGCAGGGCAGAGCCUCAUCCUCCUGCAGAAUGUGGGCGGUGGGGAGGGAGGGCCGCCGGAAGUGAGUGGGGUCCAGCUCCAGCCCCUGCGGCCAGCCCCGGAAGUGACCACCGUCCAGCUCCAGCCGGCCCCGGAAGUGACCACCGUCCAGCUCCAGCCGGCCCCGGAAGUGACCACCGUGCAGCUCCAGCCGGCGCAGGAGGUGACCACGGUGCAGCUCCAGCCUGUGGCGGGCCAGCUGUCUAAUCCCAGCGGCGGAGCCGUGACCACGGAGGCCCCCAACCUGCUGGUGGUCCAGAGCGGGGCCGCCGAGGACCUGCUGGCGGGCCCUGGGCCCGGGGAGCCGGGUGAGGGCGAGGCCGCCGCGGGUGUGGUGCAGGACGUGCUCUUUGAGACGCUUCAGACGGACGAGGGCCUGCAGAGCGUCCUGGUGCUGAGCGGGGCGGACGGGGAGCAGACCCAGCUGUGUGUGCAGGAGGUGGAGACCCUGCCCUCGGGGCUGGCCGAGCCGCCCGCUCCCGGGCCUCCCGGACAGAAACUGCUCAUCAUCCGCAGCGCCCCGGCCACGGAGCUGCUGGAGAACGGCGGCGUGGGGGGCGGGGCCGCCACGCUGCAGCUGCUGGCCCCGCCGCCCAGCGCAGCCUCGGCCCCCGCCGGCAUCCCCGCGGCCCCCGCCUCCCAGAUGGUACAGGUGGUCCCCUCCGGAGCCGCGCCGGGGGGCAUGGCCGCGCAGGGCCUGCCCUCCAUCCAGAUUGUCCAGACCCUGCCCGCGGUCCAGCUGGUGCACACAUUUUAAGCGGAACCGCUGGUCCCUCUUCCCGCCUCACACACACCCCGUCACACUGCCUGGGCUGGGCCGGGCCGGAGAGCCGGCGGGGCUUGCUAAUAAAGACC